This is a messenger RNA of Entelurus aequoreus (snake pipefish), 3186 nucleotides long. Its product is annotated as sodium/potassium/calcium exchanger 3-like. The record is from RefSeq and is a predicted model, not a curated record. NCBI's taxonomy places the organism in Eukaryota, Metazoa, Chordata, Actinopteri, Syngnathiformes, Syngnathidae. Gene Ontology annotation, molecular function: calcium, potassium:sodium antiporter activity; calcium channel activity. Gene Ontology annotation, biological process: calcium ion transmembrane transport; intracellular calcium ion homeostasis. The coding region runs from base 12 to 1943 and encodes 643 amino acids. Gene Ontology annotation, cellular component: membrane. The transcript is spliced from 17 exons.
GGGACGAGGAGAUGAGUGUGCCGGCGCAGGCGAACCAGAAGAAGGCGAUAGCGAGGAGGAAAAGGCGGAAGGAGUUGUUAGUAGUACAAAUAUGUUUGUUCGCCGGUAUGCUUCUUAUCGUCAAGGGACUUUCCUUCCUGGUAGAAGAUUCCGAUGUUGACGUCUCCAGCCACAGUACCAGUGAGCAGGAUAGAUGGGAGGGAAGGAAGCUGCUGCAGAACAUUGACAACAGCAGCAUGGUGGAAAUGGAGAUAGAACAUAAUUGCACUUCUCCAGCUUUGCAGGAGUUCCCCACAGACCUGUUCACCAACAAAGAGAGAACAGAAGGAGCAGUGGCCUUGCAUGUCUUGUGUACCAUUUACAUGUUCUGUGCUCUAGCUUUGGUCUGCGAUGACUACUUUGUCCCCUCCCUGGAGAAGAUAUGUCAGCGUCUAAAUCUUAGUGAAGAUGUGGCAGGUGCAACCUUCAUGGCCGCGGGCAGCUCAGCUCCCGAGCUCUUCACUUCCAUCAUAGGUGUGUUCAUCACCAAAGGUGACGUUGGUGUGGGGACCAUUGUGGGCUCCGCAGUCUUUAACAUACUCUGCAUCAUCGGUGUGUGUGGCUUCUUUGCAGGACAGGCUGUGAAGCUUUCUCAUUGGGCUCUCCUUCGAGAUUCUGUUUACUACAUAUUUUCUAUUAUGGCCCUCAUUGCAGUUAUCUACGAUGAGAAGGUGUGCUGGUGGGAGUCGCUCAGCCUUGUUCUGAUGUAUGUGAUCUACAUUCUCAUCAUGAAGUUCAACAACAGGGUUCAGGGUUACCUCACCUAUCGUAAGAAGAACUCCGUGAGUUUGGUCAACGUGUUAACAGGAAGCACUGACCUGGAAGACGUGACCUGUGAUGCUACGGCAGUCCUGCUCAAAAAAGCUAACUUCCAAUACAAGCCGUCUGUGCUGAUGGUAGAUGAGCUUCUGUCUGCAUAUCCUCACCAACUGACUUUCUCUGAAGCUGGCAUGAGGAUCAUGAUCAGCAGUCAUUUCUCCCCAAAAACCCGCCUUACCAUGGCCUCCCGGAUGCUGAUCAAUGAGAGACAACGACUCAUCAACACCACAGAGACUCGAGUCAACUGCAUCACCAGUGGCGACUCUGAUUCAGCAGCCAGGGCCCAGGAAAGGGGGAGCCUGGAGAGCGGAAUCGGCAGUGCUGAGCUGGGGAUGAACGGGACGUGCACACUCGAGCGAUUGGAGUCUGCAAUGGAGAAUGAAAACGAGGAUAAUGAGAACAAUGAGAAUGACGGGGAAGGACAGGGAGAAGACGGGAAUGAAGGCCCACUGGUGCCUUUCAAAGCUCCAGCGGGUGUGUGUAACAAGCUGAAGUGGUUAACCAUGUGGCCGCUGUCUUUGCUUCUGUUCUUCACCGUGCCCAACUGUGCCAAGCGAGGCUGGGAGAAGUGGUUUUUGGUCUCCUUCUUCACUGCUACUCUCUGGAUUGCUGGCCUCUCCUACAUCAUGGUCUGGAUGGUGACAGUUAUUGGCUUCACUCUUGGCAUCCCUGAUGUCAUCAUGGGCAUCACCUUUCUGGCAGCGGGCACUAGUGUCCCAGACUGCAUGGCCAGUGUUAUAGUUGCUCGGCAAGGUCUGGGAGACAUGGCCAUCUCCAACUCCAUUGGCAGUAAUGUGUUUGACAUUCUCGUGGGCCUGGGCCUGCCCUGGGCACUGCAAACACUCUGCAUAGACUACGGCUCCAACAUCCAUCUGAACAGCAGGGGACUCAUUUUCUCUGUCGGACUCUUACUGGCCUCAGUCUUCUUCACAGUCCUGGGAGUCCAUUUAAACAAAUGGACUCUGGACUGGAAAUUAGGCUCGGUCUGCCUCGUAAUGUAUGCCGUCUUCCUCUGUUUCUCUGUCCUCAUCGAGUUCAACGUCUUCAUCUUCGUCAACCUUCCGAUGUGCCGAGACAUCCACUGACGUCCCGUGACGUCUGUUCUUUCUCCGUGUAAGCCAGGAGGGAACUUCUUUGUCCGGGCGCCUUCAGACAAACUCACUCUUUUUUUUUUGUGCUGCCAUGAAUGCAACACCAGAGCGGACGAGACCUUUUGGGGGACUGGACAGGAAGCAGCGAGAUUGAGUCUUUUCUACUACACCAAAGGUUUGGCAGAAACUGAAUUUAACUGCUGGUGCAGACGCUGCUAGAAAUGUGAAGUUUUCACUGGAUUUUGAAUUUUUUAACAAGUUUUACAUAAAACCACUUAAGUUAUUGGUUAGUAAAAAUUUAAAUUUUUCUGUACAUAUUUCAACUGAUAAUAACGCGACCCCAAAAAGGGACAAGCCGUAGAAAAUGGAUGGAUGGAUGGAUAACGCAAUAGUAAUAUUGUACUGUAUAGCAUCGAUUUGGCAUCACUUUUCAUAAGUACCGUAUUUUCCGCACUAUAAGGCGCACCGGAUGAUAAGGCGCACCUUCAAUGAAUGGCAUAUUUUAAAACUUUGUUCAUAUAUAAGGCGCACCGCAUUAUAAGGCGCACAGAAUAGACACUACAGUAGAGGCUGGGGUUACGUUAUGCAUUCCGUAGUUGCGAGACCUGGUGUGGCUCAAUAUUGGUCCAUAUAUUAGGCGCACCGGAUUAUAAGGUGCACUGUCAGCUUUUGAGAAAAUUGCAGGUUUUUAGGUGCGCCUUAUAGUGCGGAAAUUACGGUAAUCCGCUCCAAAAGGUCUGACAAAAACAGAAUGGUAUAAAAAAAAAAAGGAAAUUUUCCCAUAAGAAAUGGUGCACCGUAUUUUUCGGACUACAAGGCGCACUUGAAAUCCUUUCAUAAUUCUCAAGAAUUGACAGUGCACCUUAUCACUCGGGGCGCCUAAUGUACGGUAUGAAUCUGGUUGUGCUAACUGACCUCGAAGCGAUUUUAUUUGGUACCUGGUGUAAUGAUAAGUGUGACCAGUAGAUGGCAGUCACACAUAAGAGAUAGGUGUACACUGUAAUAUGAACAACGCCAAAACUUUAAAUGUUCCAUUGGGAAUAUAGAACAUUACACACGGCGCUCAAAAAUCAGUCAAAAUGGUUUUAGUACGACUUCGGUAAGCUAUGAAGCCACACCGCUUGAUGGAUUGUCAGCGCAUUAAACAUACGAGUAUUAUUUUGGUGUGUGUAUAAGGACCGCAAAAUGGCACCUAUUAGCAGACAUUACCUGGCGUUUUGUUUCGCAAUAUUAUGCA